CCUAAAUCCCGGGCGUGAGCUCCCCUAUUAUCCAACCAUCAUAUUCGAGUAACCACACUCAUUCUACACUGUAACCAUGCCCACGAAGAGAUCCACGCCAAUGAAGCAAGGCACCCUUGCGUUCACCGCCGGGAGGCGCACAGCUACCACUGGUUCAAAGGGUAAAGUGUCUCGACCAACGACCAAGCGGACGCUAUCCUCCUCCGCCGAACCGACCAUCCCGGACGUCAUCGAGAUAGACGGUAGCGACCAUGACGUUUUACCCGAUGAAAUCGAGAGCGACAGUGACUUCGAGACGACGCGGCAGGGCAAGAGAAAGUCCGCACCUGCUGGGGAGAGCAUCAGCGAGCCCGAGGAGGCUGAGCCUGCACCGAAGAGGCGGAAGCUGCGGGGUGCGGCCGCGGGCAAGAAGGGCGUGUUUGGGUCGCGCGACGGCACGGAAAACAUCGAGAAGACUGAGGCUGGAGUUCUGCCCGUGAAGGCAAAGGCGAGGAGUGCGAAGGCGCGCACAAGUAUAGAGGGGUCAGGCCAGCUAGCCCGGAUCACGAAGAAGGGCGAGCUGGACGACCUACCGAAGGAUGGACGGUGGACAAAACAUUACGGUGCUGUGAGGGAGAAGAUGGGGAAUCUUGAGCCUGUCCAUGGUGAAGGCCGGUCGCCUGUUGAUCACAUCCUACGCGUUUUUGAUAUGUCGUACGAGUAUGGACCAUGCGUAGGCGUCACCCGUUUGGAAAGGUGGAAUCGUGCAGAGGCUCUUGGUCUUAACCCCCCUCCUGAGGUUAAGGAGAUUCUAUUGACUAAGGCGGGUAGCGAGGAUACGCGCUUCACCGAAUGUGUCUUCCAUGGAGAGGUGUAGCGCUCUCCGCACAAUCGCCUCUUCAUGUUGUGUCGCUUGUUCUGUGCUUUGUCUGCUUCGCUGCUCGCCGUGUUGUCUGUCUCAAGUGCCUCGUGGACUGUACUUUGCUCUGUGUACACUACCGACUGUUGUGCUACAAGUAACGAAUAUAUCCUUCGCAAUACUGGCGCUGGACAGCGCCCAGACCCGCGGGGGAAACGUGGAGAUUUGCUUCCACGGACAGUGUGUUGAUUGGUUCAUCAAAC
Molecule: messenger RNA, 1101 nt
Organism: Rhodofomes roseus
Lineage: Eukaryota; Fungi; Basidiomycota; Agaricomycetes; Polyporales; Fomitopsidaceae
Product: DNA polymerase delta, subunit 4-domain-containing protein
Exons: 5
Coding region: 77-856 (259 amino acids)
Biological process (GO): DNA synthesis involved in DNA repair; DNA-templated DNA replication
Cellular component (GO): delta DNA polymerase complex
Molecular function (GO): DNA-directed DNA polymerase activity
Source: RefSeq, a predicted model, not a curated record